AUGCUCAUGCAUCUCUCCAACCCCUUGGAGACGCCUCAGCAGUUGCAGCGCUUCUUCGCCCAGGGAGCCGGGCGGAUGCUCCAUGUGGUCCGCAAGCCCUCGGACAUGAUCAUCUCCGGGUACAUCUACCACCGCCGACACCGCUCCAAAGGCGAGGCCUGGCUGCACUUCCGUGACCCCCCGGACUGCCUCAGCUGCGACCACGAGGCGUGGUCUCAAAUCUUCCAGCGGUGCGGCUUCACGUGCAGCUACCACCAGCUCCUGCGGAACGUGAGCACUCGGGAAGGCCUACAGCUUGAGGCUCUGCGGAGCCGCUGGGAUGUGAUGAAGAUGCUGCGGAAUGCCUGGGACUGGAAGGAGCUGACGAACAUCUUGCAGCGGCCCGGCGGAUCAUGGCGAAGUUCUCGUCACGGUUAG
Effrenium voratum is the source of this 417-nucleotide messenger RNA. Lineage: Eukaryota; Dinophyceae; Suessiales; Symbiodiniaceae. The record is from the annotation of a GenBank genome assembly.